AUGUUUUUGUUGAAAUAUCUGGUGUCUGAAGAGGAAUACACACACUGCUUUCUGCAAAACCCUCAUUUGGUUGGCUCAUGCAACAACAAUACUCAAGACGUUACCAUAACCGUCGUGUUUCGACAAUUCACUCCAACACCCGGAGGAAUGGAAUUCGAACCUGGGAAAACGUAUCAUUUCAUCACAACAUCGGAUGGCACUUUGUCUGGCAUAGAUCGUAGGAAGGAUGGAUUAUGCACGGAUCGGCAAAUGAAAGUCAAAUUUGAGGUUGAGCUCCCCAAAAACGCACUACAAAAAGUGAACCCAAAAUUUGCUGCCCGAACGUCUCACAGAGAAGCCACAGCAGAGGCAUCCACUCCUAUUAUGUACAUAAUUCAUGUAGAUGGUGAAGAUUCCGAUGAGUUAGACGAUGACCAAGCCACGACUGCAUUCUCAUCAGCGUUGCCUAUUCUUCUGUCGCUGUGCCUAUUCUACCUCAUCUAA
This is a messenger RNA of Ostertagia ostertagi, 483 nucleotides long. The record is from the annotation of a GenBank genome assembly. NCBI's taxonomy places the organism in Eukaryota, Metazoa, Nematoda, Chromadorea, Rhabditida, Trichostrongylidae.